Molecule: messenger RNA, 7153 nt
Organism: Pecten maximus
Lineage: Eukaryota; Metazoa; Mollusca; Bivalvia; Pectinida; Pectinidae
Product: serine/threonine-protein kinase TAO1-like
Exons: 21
Coding region: 355-3198 (947 amino acids)
Biological process (GO): protein phosphorylation
Molecular function (GO): ATP binding; protein kinase activity
Source: RefSeq, a predicted model, not a curated record
UGACGUAAUGAAGGACUUUUACUAAAGUUUUGAAAACUGAAUGAGACGCAAGUUUGUGACGUGGACAUGUACAGUAAUUAUAUAGACUAUGGACAUUUGUUCUAUGAGGUAAUUAUCACGCUCGUGGAGUAACCUACAAACUUGUGUGAAGUUUACGUCCCUUGUGAAGCUCCGGUUUUUACGGCGCAUGCGUAGGCGUAGCCAUAUUGGAAGAGGAAAAAGAAUACAGAAAGAGAUACAUUUAACAGACAAGGGCAGAUAACUUCAUUCACAUGAUCAGAGACAGGCUCCUGUACCCUUUCAAAGACCUUGACCCUCGGUAGACCAGGCCAAGGUCAGAGUUGAGGGGUCAUCAUGCCCCAUUCCAAGGCAGGAAGCCUCAAAGAUCCUGAUAUUGCAGGACUCUUCUUUUUCAACGAUGACCCAGAAAAAAUAUUUGUCGACCUGCGAGAAAUUGGUCAUGGAAGUUUUGGUGCUGUGUACUUUGCCAGAAAUAUUGUCAACAAGGAGAUUGUGGCCAUCAAGAAGAUGUCCUACAAUGGGAAACAGGCCACUGAGAAAUGGCAAGAUAUCAUCAAGGAAGUGCGAUUCCUGCGACAGCUUAAACACAGACAUGUUAUAGACUACAAAGGGUGCUAUCUCCGUGAGCACACAGCAUGGCUGGUGAUGGAAUACUGUUUGGGCUCGGCCUCGGAUAUCGUAGAAGUUCACAAGAAACCAUUGAAGGAGAUAGAAAUUGCAGCCAUCUGUCAUGAUGCUUUAGAGGGGCUGGCCUACCUACAUACUCAGGGCAAGAUACACAGGGACAUCAAGGCCGGCAAUAUACUGCUGACAGAAAACGGCACAGUCAAAUUAGCGGACUUCGGUUCAGCCUCUCUGAUAAGCCCUGCCAACUCCUUUGUGGGGACGCCUUACUGGAUGGCACCCGAGGUGAUUCUAGCGAUGGACGAGGGUCAGUAUGACGGCAAGUCAGAUGUCUGGUCCAUGGGUAUCACCUGUAUAGAAUUAGCUGAGCGUAAACCGCCAUUAUUUAAUAUGAAUGCCAUGAGUGCUCUGUAUCACAUCGCCCAGAACGACCCGCCCACACUGGCGGGUGGGGAGUGGUCUGACGACUUCCGCCACUUCGUCGACUCCUGCCUCUCCAAACUUCCCUGUGAUAGGCCUUCCUCCUCUGAGAUUUUAAAGCAUCAUUUCCUAGAGGGGACAGGCCCUAGUAGUGUUAUCAUAGACUUAAUUCAGCGCACCAAAGACGCUGUCCGAGAGCUCGACAACCUCCAGUAUCGUCGCAUGAAGAAGAUUCUCAUGGUGGAUGUGAUUGAGGGCGAGAACAGCUCGAACGGUCCAACAUCAGAUGAUUUUACCACGGACGAUUCUUCCCAGGUCAGUCCUUGUGACCCCUCUCUGGAUGACGACAACAUUGACAGCAGCACGAGUAAGUCGAGCAGUAUGACGAGUCAGCAUUCGAUGCCCAGUAGUAACCUCAGUAGCAAGUCGAGUAGCCAGAGCAGUCUCCAGGGCAUCUCCACCGAUGAUAGUGCGUCCACCUUCCCCCGUGAACGCAGCCCGCCUCCUACUCUUCAGUCCUACAUUCUACAGGACUGGUCCCUGCCUCACAGGUCGAGUUAUUACAGCAAUGUCCAUCCCAACAAGAUGUUUCAGUCUCCCCUGCUCUUUCUCAACCUGCCUUCAAACUCGAGUAUAAACCGCAUGGAGGCUGGUGCCAACAACUUUGCCACGAUCCGGACGACCCAUCUUGUCACAAAACAGAUGAAGGAACACGAACACGCUAACGAUAUGAAGGAACAGUUCACUGGCUACAAGAGAAUGAGGAAGACCCAUCAAAAACAACUACAACAGAACGAGACAAAGUUCCAGACGGAGAUGGAGGAGCACAAACAGAAGCUAGAUAAGGAGUAUGAUAACCUUCGACAGAAAUUCCUCAUCGAGAUGGAGAAAAUCCGAAAGAUGCAGGUUUCAGACCAGGAGAAGAUGGCACGCAAUAACCAGGGCAUGGAGAAGAAACUGGUGAAACAGAUAUCAACGUCACAUGACACAGAAAAGAAGACGUUCUCAACUAUGCAGAAAAAGGAGUAUAAAGUCAACAAGGAGCAGAUGAAGAAGGAGAUUGAUGGCAGCACACCUAAAAAAGAGAGAGAGGACUUGGUGCGGACUCACAAAGACCGCCUCCUUCAGCGCCAGAGAGAGGCAGAGGUCGGACUCGAAAAGCGACACAAAGAUUCCAUGGAAUUUGAAAUCCGCAAGUUCCGGCGACGAAAACUUGUGCAAUACCACCAAAAAGAGGAGGAGCAUUUAGCCGAGGAGCUGAGUAAGCGACAGGCCCAGCUGGAGAUGGAGCAUGCCAUGCUGCUGCGUCAUCACAGCAGCACGCAGGAUCUGGAGUAUCGCCAACUUCAGACGCUACAAAAGCUGCGCGACGACCACCUCAAAAAACAGCAUCAGACAGAACGAGACAAUCAGAAGGAAUACAAUGCACAUGAAGAGCAGAACCUCCGUAAGAAACAUCUGCUGGAACAUAAGCAACAGCCCCGCAGUCUUAAGCAAAAGGAGGUAUUGAUACGAAAACAGUUCCACGAAGCCGUACAGACACAGAGGAGACAGUACAAGGCACUCAAAGAACAUAUACUGCAAAAUACACCUAAAAAUGAGCAGAAGGCUGUCGUCAAGAAACUCAAGGAGGAACAGGUCCGCAAACUCAACAUCCUGGGGGAACAGUACGAGGCCAGUAUAGCCGAGAUGCUUCAACAGCAAAAUAUGCGACUGGACGACUCACAGGAGACAGAAGCCCAACAACUCAAACAACGACUGCAGCAGGAGCUAGAGUUACUAAUGGCUUACCAAAGCAAGAUCAAAAUGCAAACAGAAGCCCAGCACCAGCGAGAGCGCAGACAGCUUGAGGAACGCGUCUCUCUCCGGCGCGCCCUUCUAGAACAAAAAAUGGAUGAUGAGAGGAACAAAUUGUCGACAGAGAAGAAAGAAAAAAUUCAUAAUUUAAAAAAGCGACAGGAACACGAUCUUGACGAGUUUGACCAGGAGACCGGAGACAUGGGGAUGAGUCCGAUGGAGGUCGCCCAGGCUUCGCUGGAUACAGCGUACAAUGACGAUGUGUCAAGUUUACGGGGGAGCAUGAUCAGCUUAACGGCUAGUAGCAGUAGCUUCUCAUUCUCCUCACAGACAUAAGUACAUGCUCCUCAGGUGUGAUAAACUCCUGGGGCUAAAAUAUUGAACUCCUGGUGUGUAGACAGCUCCUAAGGUGUGACAACAUGGCCGACUACACCCCUGGGGAGUAUAAUCGUAUAGACUCUCCCAGCCUGCAACUCGUCGACCAUCCACUCCAAGGAUGUGAUUAGGACACAUUGGCUCCUUGGAGGUGGCCACCUGUUGGGACGUCUGUGUGUCCCAACACCGGUUGGGACAUCUGUGUGUCCCAACACGGAAGUUUGCCAGACAGGAGUGAUAAACAUGAUGGCCCCUAUUAGGGACGUUUGGGGCCGAGGGAUCAGUGUGGCCCAUGUUGCUGAUUAUUAGAGCCCCAUUAACGGCCUUUUGUGGCCCCCUAGACUAUAUAGGGAACUUUGCAACCCACUAGAAUCGUGUGAUGGACAGCAUUGGAUGUGAUAUAUGGACGUGAGGGUGUCGUGAUGUAACCCGUACAAAUAUAUGAAUAUAAUUAAUUCUUGGGCGACCACAAGGCCAGUUAUCUCCACUCAGCUUGUGGACGUAGAAUUAUAGACCUUCUGACACACACUAACUCAAUAACGACUUACUCAAAUGUUCACGACUGUAGUUUAUAUGUACAGGUCUCGGUGGUGGCUGAGAGCUUGUUACACGUCACAUAGGGCAGUUUGCCCCUGUUCUCUGAUCACAGGUCGCGCGGAAGGGAACAGACCGCCUACGAUUAUCCGGUGUCGAGUUUCUUAUGUUAUGUGCACACAGCAUAUUGAUCUUGUACUUACCAGCAAUACUAUUAACAAAAAAUCUAGGAUAUUCCAAUUUCAGUCACCCCUUUUAUGUCCUGUACACCCUUCUGUCUAGUGUUAAAUGGGCAAUGCCACUCUGAGAGAUUGGGGGAGGUAGGUCCCGAACACUUAAAUAAUCAUCCAUAACUUGAGUGAUUAACUCACAUGUCAUUAUAUAGUUAUCAAACUUUCUUCAAAUUUUCAGAUCUAUUUUCUUUUUUUUAUUGUAAGCUUACAAUGCUUGUUGAAUAUGUUACAGGCCAUUGUUCAUUGUGAUUGGUGCUUAAAUAUGGGGCUAAAAUACAUCUCUUGUUCAAAAGUAUGAUCAGCUUAAUAUAACUAACAGGAUUUCUCUAAAGCAGUUCUAAUAAGGAAACUUUAACUUCCAAUAUAAAUCGUUCUUCAUUCACUCAAAAUAUGCUGUGAUUAUGCUUUGUGCAUAAUUCUUUUAAGAAUUUUUUGUUUUGUUUUGUUCGUACAAUGGUCACUGCCUGUACCUAUCCCAUAAGUAGUUUUCCAUUAUCCUUUGUACAUCCGGUCGGAGUUUUACAUCUGUCCGUUUGUCCGUUACACACAUAUACUACUAUAAUUAUCGUUACAGUAUAAGUGCAACACGAUCGGACAUAUUUCCCCUUUUCUUUCUGUGUCAAAGCAAUAAAUUAUCGACCAAAAAUGAAAACAUCAUCUAUUACACUGAUUCUAUAUUUGCUAUUAUCAUGGGAAUGUCUAAACAAAUUAUUUGAAAUUUAAUAAUCACAUCCAAUUGUAUUAGCUUGAUUUGAGAAAUAAAUGUGUGAUUUUUAAUCCUUGUUUUACAAUAUAUAUAUGUUUGAUGGUUAUAAAAUCUAAAUUAUUUUUGUUUUCAUUUAAGAGGGGAAAAAAUUGAUUUUAUUUUUAAACUUUUUGUUUUAUAAUAUAACUAUUGAUGUAACAGUGCUUACAGGAUUAAAAUGAAUGUAAAAUUACAUGUUGUCUACCAGUAGGGCUGGAAACAACUGUAUUUGUCAGGUUUUAAGUUUUGUUAAAAUACUCCAUUUACCAAUCAAAAGCUAUUGAGCAUCUGUGAAAGUAGGACUUGAUAGAAUUUGGUGGUAACAUACAUCACAUGAAAAUCCAGCGAUAUCAGGGACAACAGUUCUCAAGGAUGGCUACACACAGGGGCUAGGUAAAUGGAUUUGAAGGAACGAUAUAUAUAAUUGUGAUUAAAUGGCAUUAAAUUCAAUACUGUUAACAGUUACCGAUCCCUGUGAUUUUAAAAAUUUGGCUGCAACAUUUUUUUUUUUUUUUUUAAAUGCCAAUCACAAAAACUGUCAGCUAGUGUUUCUCACCUGUUUCUACCUCAUCAGUAAACAGGUAGACUUGUUACCGGUACAAUUACUUUCAUUGGGAUUAAAAUCCAAAUACAUGCGACACACGACAAGACCAACUGAAGUUUAAAGCGACUACCAAAACUCAAAUCCAGACCAGGUAUUUGUGAAUGGUAGACUUUCAGAAUUGAUUUCAGAAUUCAGAUAAAAAAUUGCAUCAUUACAUAUCCAUUUUACACUACUUGUGAUCGAUGUAGCCGGAGAUCUGUCGGUCCCAUGUCGAUUCGGGUUUCAUCAUUAAGUUGGAUCCAAUACCAGCUUUGACCACAAAUAAUCCCCUCCAGCACCUUUCCUAUUUUUCUGUUUCUGUAUUGAUGACUUUGAAGUUACAGUGAAACCUGACUUAAAUGAAAUGUGUCAGAUUUGAAAGUUUGUCGGUGAAGUCGGUGUCGGCAAUGACAUUGGAGUAUGUCGUCAUUGUGGCGGAUACGGUCAGAUAUUAUAGGGUGUCGUUAAAGUCGGUGGUUUGUCAAGUCGGUGUCGGCAAUGACAGUGAAGCAUGUUGUCGUUCUGGCGGAUAUGGUCGGAUGUUACAUGAUGUAGUAAAAGUCAGUGGUUGGUAAAAGUCAUUGGGCUGGUAAAGUCGGCUGCACUAUACCGUAUCUAUUUAUAACCAAUUAUACACUGAUUAAAUGCCUUCUUGUGCAGUAAAGUAUGAAGAUUCGCCCUUUUUAAAAAAAAAAGAGAAGAUAAAAACUUGACAAACCAUAUGAUAAUCAUUUGGAAUCUUGGAUAAACUGUAACCUGUCCAAUCAGACACCUCGUGACUCAGCAUCUUGGGUUAAACAAGUUGUUGAAAUAUAUGUCUGUCUGAAGCUUUAUGUUGGAUCUGACGAGAUGACAAGAAAUUGGUCACAUAGGACAGGUUUCACUGUACAGCAGGGGAGAUAACUCAUACAUCCCCUCCCUUAAGUACUGGGACGUGAAUCUGUCCAGAGAAAAUCCAUUUAGCUGCUGCCUGUUGCCCCGGUAACAUAUCAACUGAAUUUUAUGAUCCAUUUUAUCAUGGCUACAUAUACUACUCUCUCCCAUAUAUUUAUAUUGAAGCAGUUUCUUGUGUACAAACCAACUCGUAGAGUACCCCCACAGGGAAAAUGGGCGUGUGUUUUAAAGGGUUGCUAUAGUUUUAACCCUGUGUGUACAUGGUGACUGUUUAAAUGUUGACCAAAGUGAGAAGUGACAGAAGGAUUUUUUUUUUUAUGAUCUGUUGCCGAGGUAACGACAUAUUCUGUUAUUAUAAUAUACAAGUUAUUAACGUAUAGACUAUUCAUCAUCCCUCCUGUGAAAAGAAAUCUACUGAGAAACCUGUAUGUCAAGGUUUCUUGUGUACAGUGAAUCCUGUCUAAUCCGAAACCCUGUGACUCGCUGUACAUGUCAGAUUACACAGGUUUGUGUCUGACAAACGGGAGCAUUAUGUAUGAUUUAGAUAAUGUCGGUAUAGUCAGGGGUCGGAUAAGACAGAAUGUCGGAAUACCAAAGGGGUCGGAUUAGGAGGUUUCACUGUACAUGGAUUAUUCUAACAUAAAUAUGUAUGGUACACAGAUACCAAUUCACACUAUGUUUAUAAAUAACAUGGCCAGCCACUCGUCUACCUUAACAGGUAGAUAAAUAUGCAGUCUUCACUCAUGUAUUCCUGGACGGUAGGGAGUUUUAUGAGAAGGACCUGUUUGCCAACUUUUAACAAAUGUGUAUGUAAUAUGAAACAUAGAAUAGAUAUUUAACUCUUGUGAUCAAAUGUAUUUUCAUUGAACAGUAUACAUUGGUAAUAAUAAUGACAACAAUAACAAUAAAAACCCAUUACGAAAUGUU